AUGAAAUGCGCGUCAGCCUAUGAGAUGAAAGAUACCUGCUGGGCGGGAUACUUCGUUAAGCGGCCGUCACAUGAAUUCGCCCUGCCCCCUAAGGAGAGAAAAACAAAGGAGCAAAUCGCGGCUGCCGCAGCAGCAUCGGGAAGAAGCAAGAAAAAGAAAUGGGGAAAGGGAAAGAACAAGGAAAAACUGAACCACGCCGUGUUCAUUGACAAAGCCCUGCAGUCCAAAAUUUUAGAAAGCAAAAACAUGAAGGUCAUCACCCCCUCUACUAUCUCCGAAAAAUACAAAGUCAAUUUGAGCGUCGCAAGGUCGGUCAUAAAGUACUUGGCGGAGCAAAAUUUAAUUAAGGAGGUUUGCAUUCAGAGCCACAGUCAGAAGCUGUACACGAAGGUCGCUUAG
This is a messenger RNA of Plasmodium vivax (malaria parasite P. vivax), 399 nucleotides long. RefSeq names its product 40S ribosomal protein S25, putative. Gene Ontology annotation, cellular component: cytosolic small ribosomal subunit. Gene Ontology annotation, molecular function: structural constituent of ribosome. The record is from RefSeq and is a predicted model, not a curated record. The transcript is spliced from 3 exons. Lineage: Eukaryota; Apicomplexa; Aconoidasida; Haemosporida; Plasmodiidae. Bases 1 to 399 code for a protein of 132 amino acids.